Messenger RNA from Laccaria bicolor S238N-H82, 720 nucleotides. RefSeq lists its product as uncharacterized. The transcript has 2 exons. The record is from RefSeq and is a predicted model, not a curated record. Lineage: Eukaryota; Fungi; Basidiomycota; Agaricomycetes; Agaricales; Hydnangiaceae. The coding region runs from base 1 to 720 and encodes 239 amino acids.
AUGCAUGAUAUACAAGGAGCUCUUCUUGAAGGGAAAGUGGGGCGGCUGCUGCAGGCAAUUGACGAUGUAUCUCCACAGUCUCCCAUCCCAUCGACCACGAAAUGUAAUACACGUGUCAUUCUGGACGAACUUAUAUCGGAAGAAGAAUCCAUCAGCCGGUGUACAUCACCAAUCGAUGUCGACGCUUUACCAGACGAAAUGGAUGCCCUGCCUAACGCACUGCCGAUGGCCAUGGAUGGUCCCAGAAAUCAAAAAGUCGAUCCCAAAGUACCACCGCCAGGCAAACGCCCAUGUCCAGGGGUGCACGUCGAAAUCUCUGAGGGAAAGUCCGCUCAUUCAGCGUACCCAUUUGGUCUCCAUGACGAACUUGGGGAUCCUUGGGACUAUUCAGUACGGAGAGGACGGUUAACACUGCAUGCAAGAAGCUGUGAAAAUCUGUCGACCCACCAAAAGCAAUGCGAUGGAUGUUAUCAGCUGGCAAGUGAUUCUCGCCUGCAGGGAAUUCUCGACCGAAUGAACAAAGGUGUUCACGAAAAUGCCCACCUGGUAUACCAUAGUAUCGGUAGUUUGGUUAGCAUCGUGCGGAGGAAGACAGAGGAAAUCAGGACCUUGAAACUUCGCAGAUUGAAUGAUGCCGAGAAAUUGGCAGGGAAGACAGUGGCGAUAGACGAACUUAAGCAGUGGGUAAUGGCAGUGGGUAGCGGAAAGGUGGAGCGAUAA